AUGUCGGAGGAAACAAUUAUGCCUAUGAAUAAUCAGGUAAUUAAAAUUGAGCCACCAGAAUAUUCGCCAGAAGACAUUAAACUCGAAAUGGAGGAUGAAUUUGAUAAUCCUGACGUUACUGUUAAAUCUGAAUCGUGUUCUGAAGAUGAUGACACGUGUUUAGAAAGAUUUAUGAAUUCCGAGGUGACAAUUGAAGAAGAAGUCAAACAGGAGUUAAUCGAGACAACAACUUAUGAAUUUGACCUUUGCAAUAGAUCAUUUGCAGAAUCGAAUUAUUUAAAAGAGCAUAGCAAAGAAAGAUCUUUCAAAUGCGAAAUCUGUUACAAGGAUUUUGAUCAAUUAAAUGAACUAAAAAACCACAUACUCAUACACAGUGGUGAGCGCCCUCACAAAUGCGGUACGUGCAAUAAGAGAUUCACACAAUUAUCUAAUCUGAAAAGUCACAUGCUCAUUCACAGUGGUGAGCGACCCCAUCGAUGCAGUAUAUGCAAUAAGACAUUCGCAACAAUAAAUUAUCUAAAAAAACACAUGGUAAUUCAUAAGGGAAUACGCCCCUAUGAAUGCAAUGUAUGCAAUAAGACAUUUACACAUUUAUGUAAUCUGAAAAGUCACAUGCUGAUACACGGUGGAGUAAGUCCUUAUGAAUGCAAUAUAUGCAACAAGACAUACACAAGAUCAAGUAAUCUGGAAAGUCACAUGCUGAUACACAGUGGAGUACGUCCUUAUGAAUGCAAUAUAUGCAAUAAGAAAUUUACACAAUUAGGUCAUUUGAAAAGUCACAUGCCAAUGCAUAGUGGAGUACGUCCCCAUGAAUGCAAUAUAUGCAAUAAGAAAUUUACACAAUUAGGUCAUUUGAAAAAUCACAUGCCGAUACACAGUGGAGUACGUCCUCAUGAAUGCAAUAUAUGCGAAAAGACAUUUAUGAGAACAAGUGAUCUAACAAAACACAUGCUGAUACACAGUGGAUUACGUCCCCAUGCAUGUAGUUUAAAAAAUCACAUGCUGAGACACAGUGGAGUACGUCCUCAUGAAUGCAAUCUAUGCAAAAAGACAUUCACAGAAAGAGGUCAUAUGAAAAAACACAUGCUGAUUCAUAAACGAGAGCAUUCCUAUAAAUGUAAUAAGGAAUUUACUCAAUCCAAGGAUUUGAAGAGACACAUGGCACUUCAUAGUCAGAAGCCUGGUGAAAAUCAAUGA
This is a messenger RNA of Ctenocephalides felis (cat flea), 1197 nucleotides long. Its product is annotated as zinc finger protein 83-like. The coding region runs from base 1 to 1197 and encodes 398 amino acids. The transcript is spliced from 2 exons. Gene Ontology annotation, molecular function: DNA-binding transcription factor activity; RNA polymerase II cis-regulatory region sequence-specific DNA binding. The record is from RefSeq and is a predicted model, not a curated record. NCBI's taxonomy places the organism in Eukaryota, Metazoa, Arthropoda, Insecta, Siphonaptera, Pulicidae. Gene Ontology annotation, biological process: regulation of transcription by RNA polymerase II.